This is a messenger RNA of Armigeres subalbatus, 5156 nucleotides long. RefSeq names its product guanine nucleotide exchange factor subunit Rich (gene Rich). The coding region runs from base 260 to 5005 and encodes 1581 amino acids. Gene Ontology annotation, cellular component: Golgi membrane; Ric1-Rgp1 guanyl-nucleotide exchange factor complex; cytosol. NCBI's taxonomy places the organism in Eukaryota, Metazoa, Arthropoda, Insecta, Diptera, Culicidae. The record is from RefSeq and is a predicted model, not a curated record. Gene Ontology annotation, biological process: intracellular protein transport; retrograde transport, endosome to Golgi. Gene Ontology annotation, molecular function: protein binding. The transcript has 12 exons.
GAUGUCAACUCAGCAAAAUCAAAGAAAAAUGGGUGUUUGUCGUCGACCUCUUUAUUUUGCGAUUUAAAAACGUAAUUUUGUGUAAAUAGUGCAAUCUCAACUGCUGAAAAUUGAAGAAAAAUGUGUGUAAUUGUUGUGAAUAUGUCAAGGUGGUAAAAAAUAAAACGAUUGGUUGUGAUAACGAGCUGAAUAAAUUGAAUGUCGUGAUCGUGAGAAAAGUUAGUUGCUAAAACAAAAAGAGAAAUUAAAUGCCAUCAGGAUGUAUUUUUCGAUUGGAUGGCCACGAGUUAUCAAUUGCUCGUACAAAAAUAUACGCAAAAUAUCGUGCGAUCGCGUGAAAAUACUUUUUACGAUCCUGACGGAUGACACCUUGGCAAUUUGGUACACAAAACCUUGUGUGCCAAUAGCAGCAAAGGUACGUAGUUUCGAGUGCUUGGAAAAGCAUGGCCAAAAUACAGCGGUCGAAUGGAAACCAGAUUCUAGUAUGCUGCUGGUGGUUACGACGACAGGAACACUGUUCAUGUAUACUUUGAUAGUAAGCGAUACGCCGAAAGGAGUUUACAAUCAAAAUGAUUCUCCCUUCUCCAAUCUCCGGAGGGAUAGCGCCGAGCUAUUUCUCAAAGAAACAAUUCCUUCUUUGAGGCUGUCAUUGACUCACCAACUGUCACUAUACGUGCCAAUCUCGUGCAUUUCGUGUAUCAAUGUGUCACAAAUUAUGGUUGCAACCAAAAAUGGUCGCGUGAUUCGUUUGAAUUGGAACGGCAUAGAGGAGCGUGAUUAUGCACUUGAUUUAAAACGAAUACCGUUCAGUAUUAAUCAGCAAGUCAGCUACGCUGUCCCAAUACUGGAAAACAAUACAUACAUCGAGUCUAUCGACUAUUCUCCUUUGCUGUGCGGUUUUGCUAUUACAUUAAACGAUGGGCGAGCUGCUUUUUUGACUGCCGGAAAUACGAAAUUUGAUCCAAACCAAGUACAAGGCAUUUGGUGUCAAAAUGUAGAUGAUGCAACAUGUUCCGUAAUCAAUCAUAAAUACCGACUUAUUGCAUUCGGACGACGUAAUUCGCAAGCCAAUAUGUACGUAAUCGACGAUCUGACAGGAGGACUCGAAUUGUCACAUCGGUUGGUUCUUAGUGCUAAAGAUUUUCCUGGUUCGCCGGGACACGUAAGCGAACUAAAAUGGACUCCGGACGGAUGUGCUAUAAUGAUGGCUUGGAGCAAUGGCGGAAUUUCGUUGUGGAGCACAUUUGGGUCGUUGUUGAUGUGCUCCCUCGGCUGGGAUUAUGGAUUGCAUGUCGAUUUAUCGAAGAAUAAUCCAUAUAAUAUUAUUAGUAUGGACUGGUCAACGGAAGGGUAUCAACUAUUUAUGGUGCGUCAAUUAAAUGAAAUUAUUCCAUCCGAAUCUGUCAACUUAGAUAAGUCUUCUUCAUCUUCGUCGUUGGUGUCUACUAGUCCCAAUACAUCUGCCAUUAGUGGCAAAGAAAUCGGCGAAUCUGUUCACAAACCCACGUUGAAACGAUCCAACAGUUCUGGAACCAGGACAAUGCUCAUUCAAUUAGACUUUGUAAAAAGUAUUCUUACGAUUAAUCCUUGCAUGAGUUAUAAUUCAUAUUUGCUCUUACAAGGAGAUGAUAAGCUGUAUAUAAACCAUGGAGAUGUGCUGCAAAAUAUUUACCAAAAUGCAAAUGCAUAUUCUAAUGAUAACGAGGGAAACGCCUAUUCGAAGGAUUUAUCUUAUACAGGUUUGUCUAAGGAAGAACUAGAUUAUAUGAGAAACGAAGAUGAAAAUAAUGCGGAGAAAUACGUACAGGUGAAUAGCGUAUUGUCGGAAAGCAAACAUUGGGUGGUAUUGAAUCUUCCAACCGCAUAUACAGCUUCCAACUGGCCAGUCAGGUAUAGCGCGAUUGAUUUCCUUGGCAUGAACGUAGCAGUGGCCGGACGAACUGGCGUGGCGUUAUACUCGUUCAACACCCGAAAAUGGAAAUUAUUUGGGAAUGAAACUCAGGAGAAAGAUUUCGUCGUCACCGGUGGACUUUUGUGGUGGAACGAGUUUGUCAUAAUGGGAUGUUAUUCUCUGAUUGGGUUCCACGACGAGCUUCGCAUCUAUUCGAAGGAAAACAAGCUAGACAACCGCUUUGCCAGCAUAACAAAGAUGAACGCCCCGGUAAUGUUAAUAAACUUGUUUAAAGAUCAACUGAUCGUAUUUACUGCUGACGGACAUGUUACAGUGUUCUCUUUGUUGGAAGAUGACAGUCAUCAAGUGGAACUAGAAAAGAUGCACAUUUACGACAUUAAAAAUGUGUGCAUCCACCCUGCCUGCGUAAUUUCGGUUCUGAUGACAAACCUAAGAAACGAGGCAGGAGGAGUGAAGAAUGCCUAUGAUAAUAGUCUGUCGGAAACAUUGAUCCUAAACGUUUCGGGUCGUGUGAUGAUGGUACAAACAGAUUACAUAGGAAACGCCACAUCCCAGCUGGCAUCCACCUGUCUGGCAUCGUCGGUGGAAUGCAUAUGGGUGUCCGAUUCGAACAAAACUCACAUAAAAGAAUCUCUCUGGCUGUACUGUGGCGGCCAUGGGAUGCGCGUGUGGCUGCCGGUGUUUCCAAGAAAUGGAGAAACCGGAAGUAGAAGCCACAGGCACACCUUCAUGAGCAAGCGCAUUAUGCUUUCGUUUACGUUGAAGAUCUACCCUUUGGUAAUCUUAUUUGAGGAUGCAAUGAUUUUGGGAGCUGAAAACGACACCAUGCUAUACACGAGUGACCCGUCUGUCUACUUCUCGCUGCCGUACUGUGCUUUGAAGAGAACCAGCCAAGUGUAUUUACAUCAGAUUCUUAGACAGUUGAUCCGACGAAACCUUGGAUAUAAUGCGUGGGAAAUUGCUCGAUGCUGCACGAAUCUUCCAUAUUUUCCUCAUUCACUUGAACUGCUUUUACAUGAAGUACUUGAGGAAGAAGCCACGAGUAAAGACCCUAUACCGGAUGCACUGCUUCCGAGCGUUUUGGAGUUUAUUCAAGAAUUUCCAGUUUAUCUUGAAACGGUGGUUCAAUGUGCAAGAAAAACGGAAAUUGCUCUGUGGCCAUAUCUUUUUUCUAGUGCUGGUAAACCGAAAGAAUUAUUCCAGCAAUGCAUGGCGGCAAAACAGCUGCAAACUGCUGCGAGUUAUUUGAUCAUUUUACAGAAUUUGGAACCAUCGGCAGUAAGUCGUCAAUAUGCCACACUACUGUUGGACACAGCCUUGGAACAGCGGAACUGGCCAUUGGCUAAAGAUUUGGUCCGGUUUCUUCGAGCUAUUGAUCCCAAUGACGUGGAAUCGCCCCGCUCGUCCUACGUUUUCGGAAAUAAAUUUGGAAUGAAUGCUGCCGGUCCGCCCGUAUCACCAAACGCCGAAGAUUUGAGUCUCAUUCUGGGAAGCAGCAUGACGAGGGGCAGAAGUUUUUCCACAACAUUGAAUCCCAAAUCGAAUGAAACAUUCAACAAUGCAACCAUAGUCAAUAAGGAUAAAAACAUUAUUUUCAACAAUUCCAACAGUAACAACAAUGUAGAUACCACCGUAGUACAAAAAAGAAAGAAAAGUGUGCCAAAUACUCCUAAGGAAAGGGAUUCAUCAAGUGCCGAGGAUUUCUUCAUCGAUGUCAUCCUUCAGCGACAUGCGCGACGGUUUCUGCAACUGAAGAAACUAGAGGACUUGGGGCGGAUGAGUGCCACGUUGGACUUCCACCUGGUUGGCUAUUUGACGCGAGAAAAGGAUCGAGCCGCGCGAAUUGAAGAUUUUGUAACGGCACUAAAAACUUUACACGACGAGCUGGACUGGUCGAAACCUUGCUUGGAUCUAAGUUUGAUUCGCAACGGCCCUAGUUCACACCAGCCAGAGUCCCCAGCAUCGAAUGUGUCGAAUAAGUCCGCUUUUGAUAUUGCUCAACGAACCGAAGAUUCCGGAUACAACAGUUUGUGUAUUAACAGGCUUACGGAUGUGGGAAUAAAUGAUAGUAGACAAGAUUCAAAAGCGUUGACCGAUCCUUUGAUUGCUAUGACCAUUGCGAAGCUGGAAGUAGCUGCCAAUGAUGGAAAAGAACUUUCCUUCAUUGAUACUAAAGAAGCAAACUUAUCACCCAUGAAUGACAAUGUCAGUGUUAGAUCUGAUCACGUGAUAGCUAACUGGCCAGAUGAUGGGUGCAAUUCAUUGAAUUUAGAAAUCGAAGAUAGCUUCAAUAGGGCCAUGGAAAAUAUUUCCAAAAAUAGUGGCAACUCCAAAAGAGAACAACACAAACUGGAGAUCAAAAUGCGUUAUCUGUUGCAAAUUUUUACAGAAGCCAAUUGUUAUGAGUUUUCUUUAUUGUUAUCUGUACUGCUGUUAGAUGUAGCAUCUGUCUGUAGGAUUACGAAUGCUGCGAUCCGAUCAAAAUCUCUCGUUGUUUGUCGUCAGUUGAGAAAUGGACUUAAAGAUAUGACAAGGUGGAGCUUCAAUGAAUGUCUGGGCUAUCGUCCAUUCAUGAUAGCAUUGCAACCUCAACUUGCUGUGCUUGAUAAGUUUGUGAUCCAGCAAGAAGCAAUUCCAUCACUUACUGCUACAACCAAUACUAGCGUGCAAUACAAACUUCCAGUAGGAACGAUUCCAACAGAUUUGGGUGUUAUACCAGAAACUGCUACUGGAUCGGUGCAUUCCGGCAAUACAGAUAAUAAUUCUCGCAACCGGCAUCCCAGCACUUCCACAGAUAAAGUUGAAUUAAGAUCGCGCCAUUUGCUGGAUAAAAAGAGCAACACAGUGUUGGAAAUCAGCUAUAAUAAACGAGAUCGGUUGACGAGCGUUGGAAGUGGGGAGAACAAUACUAGUGCAAGCAGUUCAAGCACUAACAUUCCUAGACAUGCCGGGAAUUUCGUAAGGUCGGUGUCGGAUUUGGAGGUGGAAAACAUUCGAAAAAUGGCGUCCGGGAAAGGCGGUGACCGAGGUUCAAUUGCAUCGACGACAAUUACUGAGGAACCCGAACGAGCUUCCGGCUGUGUACUGAUGUAAUCGAAGUGAUGUAAUCGGAAACAAUGAAGUUUAGUUGCAAUUGUAUUUAUUCAAAUGUUUUAACACAAGAGGAUAGCUCACUGUUUACAAUUCCACUCACUACCUGUACUCAUAUUUAACUAGAAUAAUUAAAAACAAAUCUAUUACUAAA